AUGCAUCAACUGUUCAAACUGGUCUUGGGACAAAAAGACCUUUCACGAGCCGGAGACCUCUUCUCCUUAGAGGACUCUGAGAUUGAAGACGGCUUGACAGAAGCUUUGGAGCAAAUCAAAAUCAUUAGCUCAUCUUCAGAUUACCAAACCAAUAACAAUGACCAAGCGGUGGUUGAAAUCUGUAUCACGCGAAUUACAACAGCCAUCAGGGAGACAGAGUCGAUUGAAAAGCAUGCAAAGGCCCUUGUGGGGCUCUGGGACUCCUGCUUGGAACACAACCUGAGGCCCUCCGGAAAAGAUGAAGACACUCCCCAUGCAAAAAUCGCAUCUGAUAUCAUGAGUUGCAUUUUACAGAAUUACAACCGCCCCCCUGUGAUGGCAUUAGCCAUCCCCAUCGCCGUGAAAUUCCUCCACAGAGGCAACAAGGAACUGUGCAGGAAUAUGUCCAACUACCUGUCCCUGGCUGCAAUUACCAAGGCGGACCUCCUGGCUGAUCACACAGAGGUUAUAGUAAAGAGCAUACUCCAAGGUAACACCAUGUUGUUGAGGGUUUUACCUGCUGUGUAUGAGAAGCAGCCUCAACCAAUUAACAGACACCUCACAGAACUCCUAGGCUUGAUGUCUCGACUGGAACAACCAGAACAGUACCAUCUUCUACGGCUUUUGCAUGUAGCUGCAAAGAGGAAGCAACUGGAGGUGGUUCAGAAGUGUAUUCCUUUCCUAAUUGGGCAAUUGAAGGAUUCAACCCAUAACGACAUCAUCCUAAGCGUCCUCAUAGAGAUUGCAGGCUACGAGCCAGUGGCUUUGAACAGUUUUCUUCCAAUGCUGAAAGAGAUUGCUGAGAGAUGCCCCUACCUCACUGGACAAAUGGCAAGAAUCUAUGGGGCUGUCGGGCAUGUGGAUGAAGAGAGAGCCAGGAGCUGCCUGCCAUUCCUGGUGAGUCAGCUGGCCAGCAUGGAGCACUCAUUUCAUCAUAUUCUCCUGCUGGAGAUCAAGAGCAUCACGGACACCUUCUCCUCCAUCCUGGGCCCACAGAGCAGAGACAUCUUCCGCAUGAGCAACAGCUUCACUGCCAUUUCCACGCUCCUUACCCGACAACUGGAAACCACCAAGGCCAGAAAUGACAGGAGAAAACCCAGCACUGAAAUCGAAUUUCUUGAGAAACUGGAAGAAACCAAGCUCGCUGUAGAUGAAAAUGAAGACCAUGAAGAGCUCCAAGUUAAAAUACAAGCUUUUGAAGACAAAAUAAAUGCUGAGGGCAACACCCCUGGUUCUAUCAGAAGAUACAGUUUGGAUCAAGUUUCUAAGGAAGAAAGAAAAGGCAUUAGAUUUAACAGGUCAAAGAGUUUGGCUUUGCACACUGUGCUAACAAACCCCUUGAGCGCAGAGGAUGGGGAAGCUGUGAAGAGCAGAGAUACGCCAGCCAGCAUCUCUCUUUCAGAAAUAGACCCACUUGGCCAAGGACACGAGAGGUCACUCUUUAAGGUAGACACGGAUGGAUCACAGCUAGUAAAUUCUUCAGUUUCACACCAAAGUAUUAUACAUGUAGCAUCUGAGAAUUUGCCAGAAGCAGUUAAAAAAAACUAUCAGGCAGAAAUUCCAGAGACAACCACGAGUCCUGUAGAAUACCAUGAUAAGCUCUACUUGCACUUAAAGGAGAACUUCAGUAAAGUGAAAGCAUAUGCUGUAGAGAUGAUAAAGAAGAUUCCAGUCCCUGACCAGUGUACCAUUGAAGAUUCUCUUAGAAGUUGUGUAGCAAAGCUGUUCUUCACUUGUUCCCUGAAGGGUCAUUACUGCCUCUACAGUAAAUCCAGUUUUACUCUCAUCAGUCAAGAACCUCAGCCAUGGAUCCAAAUCAUGUUCCUAUUUCAGCAGAGCCUGUUUCCUGAGCCGCUGUCCAUUCAGAGUCGUUCUGUACAAUUCCUCAGCGCUCUAUGGGAGAAGACGCAGGUAGAGGGUGCUCACAGCUUUGAAACGGCCAUGAUGGAGUCCACAUUCCCACAGCAGAAGGAUCUGGACCAGGUUCGGCUCCAUCUGGAAGAAGUGAGGUUCUUCGACGUGUUUGGCUUCAGUGAAGCAGCAGGAGCGUGGCAGUGCUUCAUGUGCAACAACCCCGAGAGAGCAACCGUUAUAAAUCAAGAUGGCCAGCCCCUCAUAGAAGGAAAACUUAAAGAGAAGCAAGUCAGAUGGAAGUUCAUCAAAAGGUGGAAAACCCGUUAUUUUACACUGGCUGGAAAUCAACUUCUGUUUCAAAAAGGAAAGUCUAAAGAUGAUCCUGAUGACUCUCCAAUAGAACUCAGCAAAGUACAGAGUGUGAAAGUUGUGGCCAAGAGACGCAGGGAUCGCUCUCUCCCCCGGGCUUUCGAAAUCUUCACAGACAAUAAAACCUAUGUUUUCAAGGCCAAGGAUGAGAAGAAUGCAGAAGAGUGGCUCCAGUGCAUCAAUGUGGCAGUUGCCCAAGCAAAAGAGAGGGAAAGUAGGGAAGUAACCACGUAUCUCUAGGGAUUUGCAAGCCGAUCUCAUACCAGUUAUAUACAACGGACAUGGCACUAUAAUCGCCAAUGUCAAGAAAAAGAA
Molecule: messenger RNA, 2577 nt
Organism: Dama dama (fallow deer)
Lineage: Eukaryota; Metazoa; Chordata; Mammalia; Artiodactyla; Cervidae
Gene: VEPH1
Product: ventricular zone expressed PH domain containing 1
Exons: 13
Coding region: 1-2502 (833 amino acids)
Biological process (GO): regulation of signal transduction
Cellular component (GO): plasma membrane
Molecular function (GO): phosphatidylinositol-5-phosphate binding
Source: RefSeq, a predicted model, not a curated record